This is a messenger RNA of Sphaeroforma arctica JP610, 613 nucleotides long. RefSeq lists its product as hypothetical. The record is from RefSeq and is a predicted model, not a curated record. NCBI's taxonomy places the organism in Eukaryota, Ichthyosporea, Ichthyophonida. The coding region runs from base 62 to 613 and encodes 183 amino acids. The transcript has a single exon.
CGUCGCGAUAUCUACAGAUGAGUUUACUAAACCUGAGGAAUGCUGUGUUGCCGUCACCGACAUGCCUUCUCAAUCUGUGGUUCCAUCUGUGUCAAUGAUUGUCAGUACACCGACAACUGUUAGCACACCUGAUGUAACACCCUUACUUGAGCCUGAAAUGGUACCCGGCGCGACACCACACCGUACGCCAGCGAUUGUUUCAACACCAAUACAGGAGCCGCACAUGGUUGCUGGGGCCACACCACAGCGUACGCCAACGAUUGCAAAUACACCGACAAGUGUUAACGCACCUGAUGUAACACCCCUGCUUGAGCCUGAAAUGGUCCCCGGGGCGGCACCACACCGUACGCCAGCGAUUGUUUCAACACCAUUACAGGAGUCGCACAUGGUUCCUGUGGCCACACCACAGCGUACGCCAACGGUCGCUAGCACACCCAAGCGCACGUCUCGUACAUAUGAAGCAACACAAACACACGUGGACCAAAGCACGACUGAAGAACCGGUUGAUUUUACGUCGACGGACGAGGCCACAUACACGCACUGCCCCACUGCUCACUCAGACAACCCAACGGGCUUGUAUUGUGGCGACAUCAAGUUCGAGAGCUGUAUUUGA